Molecule: messenger RNA, 471 nt
Organism: Cricetulus griseus (Chinese hamster)
Lineage: Eukaryota; Metazoa; Chordata; Mammalia; Rodentia; Cricetidae
Source: RefSeq, a predicted model, not a curated record
AUGCAUCGUGACUCCUGUCCGUUAGAACGUAAGGUGUAUGUAGGUAAUCUUGGGAACAAUGGGAACAAGACUGAACUAGAGCGUGCUUUUGGCUAUUAUGGACCACUGCGAAGUGUGUGGGUUGCUCGGAACCCUCCCGGCUUUGCUUUUGUUGAAUUUGAGGAUCCCCAAGAUGCGUCUGAUGCUGUCCGAGAGCUGGAUAGAAGAACACUGUGUAAACGCCGUGUGAGAGUGGAACUUUCGAAUGGUGAAAAAAGAAGUCGCAAUCGUGGCCCACCUCCCUCUUGGGGUCGACACCCUCGAGACGAUUACCAUAGGAGGAGUCCUCCACCUCGGCGAAGAUCUUCAAAAAGGAGAAGCUUCUCUCGAAGUCGGAGCAGGUCACUUUCUAGAGAUUGGAGAAGAGAAAGGUCUCUGUCUCAUGAGAGAAACCACAAGCCAUCUCGAUCCUUCACUAGGUUUCGUAGCUGA